Messenger RNA from Penicillium subrubescens, 1392 nucleotides. Its product is annotated as glycoside hydrolase family 76 protein. Gene Ontology annotation, molecular function: mannan endo-1,6-alpha-mannosidase activity. Gene Ontology annotation, biological process: carbohydrate catabolic process; fungal-type cell wall biogenesis. NCBI's taxonomy places the organism in Eukaryota, Fungi, Ascomycota, Eurotiomycetes, Eurotiales, Aspergillaceae. The transcript has 4 exons. The record is from RefSeq and is a predicted model, not a curated record. The coding region runs from base 1 to 1392 and encodes 463 amino acids.
AUGCUUAUAAGCGGGAUAAGCUCAAUAUGUGCAGUCAUUCUUUAUGUGCUGACACUGGGCUAUCAAGCUCAUGCGAUCGAGCUCGAUAUCAAUAAUGAACAAUCGAUCAAAGAUGCCGCUAAGACCGCUACCCAGGGGAUGAUGGUCUGGUAUCACGGCAGCGAGCCCGGACAAAUCCCUGGAGCUUUCCCCUCAAAGUGGUGGGAAGGAUCCGCUUUGUUCUAUGCGCUUCUCAACUACUGGCACUUCACUGGCGACACCACCUACAAUGACCAACUGAGCCUGGGGCUACAAUGGCAGUCGGGCACGAAUGGAGACUACCUUCCCAGUAACUAUAGUCAUUUCCUGGGAAACGACGACCAAGUGUUCUGGGGCCUUGCAGCGAUGACAGCUGCCGAAUUAAAGUUCCCCGAUGUUUCGAACGGAUUCUCGUGGCUUUCGCUAGCGCAAGGCGUUUUCAACUCACAAAAAGGUCGAUGGGAGACGAGCAUGUGCGGCGGAGGUUUGACUUGGCAGAUGUUCCCAUACCAGGGAACUGGAUAUACCAUGAAGAACGCUAUUUCGAACGGCGGCUUCUUCCAACUUGCUGCACGACUUGCCCGAUAUACCGAGAACCAGGAGUAUAAGGACUGGGCGAACAAAAUCUGGGAUUGGUCGGUCAAUACGCCUCUAGUGAACAAUAAGACUUGGGUUGUACAGGACUCGACCGAGGGUACAGAGAACUGCAAAGAUGGAGCUAAUAUCCCUUGGACAUACAACUAUGGCACGUAUCUAAUGGGUGCUGCUUAUAUGUAUAACUCCACCGAAGAUUCCAAAUGGCUCGACGCAACUAACGGCCUCCUAAACAUGACCUUGCAAACCUUCUUCCAAAAAGAAAGCGGCUACGUAAUGGAAGACAUAACCUGCGAACCGCGCGAAAUCUGCAACAACAACGAAGUCCUCUUCAAAGGCCUCCUCUCAACCUGGCUCUCCUACGUCGCCCUCGUCGUCCCAAAAACCUACGACCUGAUCAUGCCAAAACUGCAAACCUCCGCCAUCGCAGCCGCAAAGUCCUGCACAGGCAAUAACAACAACACCUGCGGUGUGCAGUGGUAUAAAUCGCAAUGGGACGGAUGGACAGGAAUGGAAGAACAGAUCAGCGUUAGUCAAGUGUUCAGUGCGAACUUGUUGCCGUUUGUCGCGGAGAAAGCUGCUGUGGCGCCGGUUACGUCGAACACUGGCGGGAAUAGUUCGAGUAAUCCGAAUGCGGGACUGGAUAGUAAUAAGGAGGGUGAUACUCCGAAGCCGAUUACGACGGGGGAUAAGGCGGGUGCUGGGAUUUUGACUUUGGUGCUUGUUGGAUUUUGGGCUGCGUUGAUGGCUUUUGCGAUUAUGGGAUCGUCGGGGGUUUGA